CCUGUGUGUAAUCAUGUCUUGUAUUUAAGCCUGUGUGUUCCCCUCUGCCCUUGUCGGUUCGUUUGUCUCUCCAGCCCCGUCUACCUUGUCCUCCGUGUUCCUUGUUUCCUCCUGCUCUGAUCCUGGUGUUUCUCGUGUUUCCCUGGUUUGUGAUUUUUGGUUUUGGUCCUCUGUUUUGUUUUUGUUGUUUGUUUCUAUUUGUUCUUUUGGUACUUGGUUCCCCUCCCUGCCUUUUGUUGUUUUGGAUUUUUCAGCUCUAUUAAAGCUCGCUUUUAUUUCUAACUACCUGUCCUGCCUGUUACUCUGCGAUUGGGUCCCCUUUGUAAACUCCUCAUACGACAGAACGAACCGACCAUAAUGACCCCAGCAGAGAGCUUUUAUGCCUUUUUGGGCAUCCGGAUUCGGCCCGAGCAUCAGCCUCAGCCCCGGCCUGUUGACUUCCAGCGGGAUUGCCGUCUGGGGGCUGGAGUCCCUAGAGCGAGGCAUGGAUAUCGGAGAAGGAAAUCUAGGCUGCCCAGUGUCUCAGCCGAAUCCAGGCCUGCCCUUGUGUCGGGGGUUCAGCCUACCCCUUCUCCAUGUCUCCUGUCGGCGGUCCGGCCGACCCCUGCUCCAAGUGUCCUGUCGGCGGUCCGGCUGACCCCUGCUCCAAGUGUCCUGUCGGCGGUCCGGCCGACCUCUGCUCCAAGCGUCCUGUCGGAGGUCCGGCCGACUCCUGUUCCAAGUGUCCUGUCGGCGGUCCGGUCGACUCCUGUUCCAAGUGUCCUGUCGGGGGUCAGGCCGACUCCCGUUCCAGGUGUGCUGUCGGGGGUCUGGCCGACCUCCGUUCCACGUCUCCUGUCGGGGGUCUGGCCGACCUCUGUUCCACGUCUCCUGUCGGGGGUCCGGCCGACCUCCGUUCCACGUCUCCUGUCGGGGGUCUGGCCGACCUCUGUUCCACGUCUCCUGUCGGGGGUCCGGCCGACCUCCGUUCCACGUCUCCUGUCGGGGGUCCGGCCGACCUCCGCUCCACGUCUCCUGUCGGGGGCCCGGCCGACCUCCGCUCCACGUCUCCUGUCGGGGGUCUGGCCGACCUUCGCUCCACGUCUCCUGUCGGGGGUCUGGCCGACCUUCGCUCCACGUCUCCUGUCGGGGGUCUGGCCGACCUCGGUUUUGGUUGGGCCGCAACCGUCACCUGCUGUUCCGGUUGGGACGCAGCCGUCACCUGCUGUUCCGGUUGGGCCGCAGCCGUCACCUGCUGUUCCGGUUGGGUUGCAUCCGUCACCUGCUGUCCCGGUUGGGUUGCAACCGCCACCUCCUGUUUCGCCUGGGUUUCAGCCCAAAAACCGUGUUCCUGUGACUGCUGGGCCACAGUUCCAAGCCCCCGGGUUUCUUGGCUCUGUUUUUGCCCUGCCCCCAGGCCGUCCGCCCGAGUUCCCCGGCUCUGACUCUGCCUUGCCCCCGGGUCAUCUGCCGGAGUUUCCCGGCUCUGUCUCUGCCCUGCCCCCGGGCCGUCCGCCCGAGUUCCCAGACUCUGUCCCGGUUCUGCCCCCGGGUCGUCCACCGGAGUUUCCCGGCUCGAACUCUGCCCUGCCCCCGGGCCGCCCGCCCCAGUUCCCAGACUCUGUCCCGGUUCUGUCCCCGGGUCAUCCACCGGAGUUUCCCGGCUCUGUCUCUGCCCUGCCCCCGGGCCGUCCGCCUGAGUUUCCCGGCUCUGACUCUGCCUUGCCCCCGGGUCAUCUGCCGGAGUUUCCCGGCUCUGUCUCUGCCCUGCCCCCGGGCCGUCCGCCCGAGUUCCCAGACUCUAAAUGA
Messenger RNA from Sebastes umbrosus (honeycomb rockfish), 1788 nucleotides. Its product is annotated as vegetative cell wall protein gp1-like. Lineage: Eukaryota; Metazoa; Chordata; Actinopteri; Perciformes; Sebastidae. The transcript has 2 exons. The coding region runs from base 358 to 1788 and encodes 476 amino acids. The record is from RefSeq and is a predicted model, not a curated record.